Messenger RNA from Phaedon cochleariae (mustard beetle), 1689 nucleotides. Lineage: Eukaryota; Metazoa; Arthropoda; Insecta; Coleoptera; Chrysomelidae. The record is from the annotation of a GenBank genome assembly.
AUGCUAGUCGUGUCGUUGAUCGCCUUCUGUUUUUUCCAAAGUGUUUUCGCCGAUGGCUUGCUGAAUGUUCAGAUAAGUGAUGGACUGCUCAGUGGAAUCGUUCUGAGAACGAGGAAUGACAGGAAGUUCAGUGCCUUCAAGGGAAUCCCCUACGCGCAACCACCUGUUGGUCCGCUCAGAUUCCAGCCUCCAGUACCGAUAAACCCAUGGCCAGGAACUCUCAACGCAACUAAUGACCAUGAAUCAUGUCCACAAAAGGACGUCUACAGAAGGUCAGAUGUCUUCGAGGGACAGGAAGACUGUUUAUAUUUGAACGUUUACAGUCCCAAGCUAUCUGAUUUCGAGAAGGACCCUCUCCCGGUAAUGAUAUUCUUCCACGGGGGCGGCUACUUGUGCGGGGGUGGCAAUUCCCACUGGUACGGCCCUGACUUGCUCCUUGACAGAGAUGUAGUUCUCGUCGUUCCCAAUUACAGAUUAGGUGCCCUGGGAUUCUUGAGUACUGGUGACGAAGUCGCACCUGGAAACAACGGCAUGAAAGACCAGGUUCUGGUCCUGAAAUGGGUGCAGAAGAAUAUCGCCAAAUUUGGCGGUAACCCAAACAGCGUCACACUUUUUGGCGAAUCCGCCGGUGGUUCCAGCGUACAUUAUCACAUGAUGUCGCCGCUCAGUAGAGGUCUUUUCCACGCUGGUAUCAUGCAGAGUGGUACUGCCCUGUGCCCGUGGGCUUUCGAUCAGAACAGCGUGGGCCACACUUACUCCAGACAGCUAGCCGAAUCUCUGAAUUGUCCAACGAAAUCAUCCGCUGAUAUGCUGGAGUGCCUCAGAAAAUUCGACCCCAAAACCAUCGUCGAUAAGUCGGAUAUUUUCAAGUUUUGGGACUACGAUCCAAUGAUGCCUUUUAGACCAAUUGUUGAACCCGAUAUUGAAGGAGCUUUCCUCACUGAACAUCCUCUAACGAUGAUCAAGUCUGGAAAACUCAUGGACAUACCGUUAGUAGUGGGAUUGACAACUGAAGAUGGUGCCAUGAAAUGUGCAGGCUAUGAAAACGCCAACCUGUUAGAUGAGUUCUGUGAGAGAUUUGAUGAGAUUAUUCCAGUAUCGCUUUUUUACGACAGAGUGGUGAAGAAUACAAAACCAGUUACUAGUCAGGUUAGGAAAUUCUAUUUUGGUGAUAAGCCGCUCAAUAAGGAACGCUUGGCCGAAAUUGGGAAAAUAUACACUGAUGGCUGGAUACUUAAAGGGGCAGACGAUGCAGUGAGACUACACCACAAGUAUUACAAGCAGCCAGUUUACUAUUAUUUGUUCGGUUACAGGGGUAGUGCCAGCUUCGCUAGAGUAUUUGGAGGAGGCGAUGGAGAUUAUGGUGUGGUUCAUGCUGACGAUCUUCAGUAUUUGUUUCCUGUUGGUGAUGAACUAUUUCCAGAUAUCAUCCCAUCAGCGAACGACAAGGGAAUUGUCGAACUCAUGACCACUUCCUGGACGAAUUUUGCGAGAACCAGGGACCCUUCACCAGAGGUGAAUGAUGUCAUCAAGCAACGGUGGAGACCUUAUUCCACCGAAGAUGGAGAAUAUUACUUCAUUCAUGCUAAUUCCUCUGGAGUCAGGUCUGGUUUGUACACAGAUAGAAUGAAGUUCUGGAGGAAGGUGCUGUACGAUCCACUAGCAGAAAAUUCGAAAGAUGAAUUGUAG